CCCCGAGCGAGGCGAGGCGAGGCGCGCGCGCGUGUGUGUGCGCGCGCGCACGUGCACGCCGGCCCGGUUCGGGGGCGCGGGCGGGAACUGCCUGACGUCACUGCGGCCGAAAGGGGAAGUGGAAUGAGUGGGAGCUGGAGCGCUGGCCGCCGAUUGUCAAACGCGCGGUUGUCGCUUCAGCGCCGCGGCUCCCCUCAGCAGCAGCGGCAGCAUGGGUCGCUCGCUGCUCUAACCUGUGAUCCGCAACUUGCAUUUCGAGCCCGGGAGUGCACGUUUUGUUCGGGGAGAGAGAGAGAGGGAGAGAAAGAAAAAAAUCCUUUUUAAUUUUUGGCUCUCUUCAAUUAAUUAUUUCCAUCGUCUGACUGGCAUCCUCCUCCUCCUCAAAGGGGAGAGCAAGACUCUGCACCAUGUCAGAAGUCAGGCCGCACUUUUACAGGCAGGAGUUGAAUAAGACAAUCUGGGAAGUGCCGGAGAGAUACCAGAACCUCGCACCCGUGGGCUCUGGAGCUUAUGGCUCCGUCUGUGCUGCUUUUGACACAAAAGCUGGUGUUCGAGUGGCAGUGAAAAAACUUUCCAGACCAUUUCAAUCUAUUAUUCAUGCAAAACGAACAUACAGAGAGCUACGAUUAUUGAAACAUAUGAAACAUGAAAAUGUGAUUGGCCUGUUGGAUGUUUUCACACCAGCUGUGACUUUGGAAGAGUUUACAGAUGUGUAUUUGGUAACACACCUAAUGGGAGCAGAUCUAAACAAUAUUGUUAAAUGUCAGAAACUCACAGAUGACCAUGUACAGUUUCUAAUAUACCAGAUACUACGGGGCCUUAAGUAUAUCCAUUCUGCUGGAAUUAUACACAGAGAUUUGAAACCCAGCAAUCUAGCAGUGAAUGAAGAUUGUGAGCUAAAGAUUUUGGACUUUGGAUUGGCUCGUCAUACUGAUGAUGAAAUGACUGGCUAUGUAGCCACAAGGUGGUAUAGAGCACCAGAGAUCAUGCUAAAUUGGAUGCAUUACAAUCAAACAGUUGAUAUUUGGUCCGUUGGGUGCAUUAUGGCAGAACUACUGACAGGGAAGACUCUAUUUCCAGGCACUGACCAUAUUGAUCAGUUGAAGCUAAUAAUGCAACUCGUCGGAACACCAGGGCCAGAACUUUUGAUGAAAAUAUCAUCUGAUUCUGUGAGUUUAUGUAUUGCCUGUACUUUAUGCUGGUAGUUAUUGACCACUCCU
Messenger RNA from Pristis pectinata (smalltooth sawfish), 1220 nucleotides. Its product is annotated as mitogen-activated protein kinase 14. Gene Ontology annotation, molecular function: ATP binding; MAP kinase activity. The transcript has 9 exons. Gene Ontology annotation, biological process: intracellular signal transduction; protein phosphorylation. NCBI's taxonomy places the organism in Eukaryota, Metazoa, Chordata, Chondrichthyes, Rhinopristiformes, Pristidae. The record is from RefSeq and is a predicted model, not a curated record. Gene Ontology annotation, cellular component: nucleus; cytoplasm. The coding region runs from base 408 to 1205 and encodes 265 amino acids.